This is a messenger RNA of Nilaparvata lugens (brown planthopper), 3431 nucleotides long. RefSeq names its product heat shock 70 kDa protein 12A. Bases 560 to 2857 code for a protein of 765 amino acids. The record is from RefSeq and is a predicted model, not a curated record. The transcript has 16 exons. Lineage: Eukaryota; Metazoa; Arthropoda; Insecta; Hemiptera; Delphacidae.
CCUGGUAUAUCAAGUGCUCGCUAGUAACGAAGCGGCUUAUUCAACGGUCUCAAGAUACUGCAGUCAACACGGUCUGAAUUUCGAUUUGUUACUGUGUUCCCCAUCGUUUAAAAGUGACUAAUGUGUUGAUAAUAUUAACUAGAAAUUGUAAUAUAGUUAAAAAUUGUAACAACGCAUCAAAUUUGACAAUACAUCACAAAUAAUUGUUCACUUACCAAAAAAUAAAAUACUUACAAAUUUACUUUCAUUAAAAUUUGGAACAGUACUUGACAAUAAUCCACAGGUUGUUUAUCAACUGUUAAGGACUGGUUAAAUACUGGUGUUUUUUAGUGGUGAAAUUGACGAGACUAGAAAACCCCCAAGUCUUUAAAUUGGAACUAACAGUGUGAUUGUGUUUUGUGCGUUUUUCGGAAGAGUGGUGUAUCCAGUUAGAGGUUUUUGUGAGGAUCUUUCAAUAACUCUUGGAAACAGCAUGUCCAGAUGUUCUUUUAAGGAAUAAUUUGAGACUGGGCAACAAUGUGAGAGAAUGAUGUAGAAGAAAGUCUCCAAUCCAAUCGAUAUGAAUAGAGUUAUAAAUCCUGUUGCAGUAAACCAUGCCUUGGGACCAAAGGUGGUCCGGGGUAGAAGGGACUCAUCCCUCGACUCGGGAAUCCACCAUCCCCUCUCCGACACAUCCUCCUCCGAUCAAGACGAUCUCAGUGAAGCCGUCAACAAUGGGCUGUGUUUUGCCAACAGUGUUCGUCUGAGUCCUGUAGGCUGCAAUGAGACAGACAACCUGGUGGAAGAGGUCUACGUCUCACAACUCAAUACAAAAUCAACAGAGAAUGUUGAUGACGUGGAAAGCUUGAACACCAGCCACAAAAGCCUCUCAGACGACUCUCUAUCGGAAAAUGUGGCGAAAAAACCACCAUCUCGUGUCUACAUUGCACCGGAGAACCCUAUACCCCCACCAAUCAUUCACACAAACACACAAAACAACGAAGAACCCGUAAAAGAGGAAGCAGAUAGGAAGGAAGUGAAGGAGAAAGAGAGAGAGCCGAUCAUCGAGGAACCUGAAGGAAUUUUGGAAGAAGCGGAAAGCCUGGCUGAAAAUGAAGAUAUGGGAGAAAAGUUUGAAGCUAAAGUUGUGGUGGCUGUAGACUUGGGAACAACUUACAGUGGUUAUGCAUAUCGGUACAUUGAUCAUCCAUCAGAUGUUGACAUCCAUCUCAUGUCCAAUUGUCAAGGUGAGCCAGGAUUGAACAACCAGAAGUUACCCUCUAUUCUACUGUUGGACCCAUCUCGUAAGUUGCAUUCAUUCGGAUGCACUGCAAGGGACCACUUCCACGACCUCGACCCAGCCGAGGCACAUCUCUGGCUCUACUUCGACAAGUUCAAACUCACACUGCACAACAAUACGGAUGUAAGCAGAGAAUCUAUGAUCAGAGCGAGCAACGGGUGUGAGGUGAACGCUCUGACCGUAUUCAGCCAGGCACUCUACUACCUGAAGUCACAAGCUCUGGGCGAAUUGCAGCAUCAGGCUGACUCGAGCCACGUGCAGUGGGUCAUCACUGUACCGGCCAUAUGGAGUCACACGGCCAAGCAGUUUGUCAGGGAAGCUGCUUAUAUGGCCGGAAUGUUUGAGUCGCAUCAUCCAGAACAGCUUCUGAUAGCCCUGGAACCAGAGGCUGCUGCCAUCUGGUGUCGCAAUCUUAGAACUUCACUGAUCCAAGAUGACCAAUCAAACUGUGAUAACUGCAUUGACAAUCAAUGUGGAUUAUGCUACAUGGUUGUGGACUGCGGUGGAGGCACGGUUGACAUAACUGUUCACAGGGUUGACCAAGAUAACGGAUCAUUACAGGAGCUGCAUAAAGCCACUGGGGGUUCAUGCGGAUCUUUAGGGGUAGAUGAGGAGUUCAACAGAGUACUUGGCGGUAUUUUCGGGUUCGGAUUCAUGUCUCAGCUGCAGGUUGAGAGGCCGGCCGCUUACACAGAGCUCAUGCUGAGUUUUGAGUCCCGCAAACGAUCUGCUUCACCAUUGCGACAUUUGGCACUCAACAUUUCGCCACCUUACGCUUUCAUUGACUAUUUCAGGAAGGUCACUGGCAAAGAGGUUGAGACAGUGGUGCAAAACUAUGGGAAACCAGAAGUGAGUUGGUCCACCCAGGGUCAGCUACGUAUCCAUCCUUCACUCAUGACCGAAUUAUUCCGACCAACUAUCGAACGAGUCAUUCAGCAUAUUGAGAAAGUUCUAUCAAGUCCCCGAGUCCUGAACAAAAUCACCCAUCUGUACCUAGUCGGUGGUUUUGCAGAGUCACAGAUUCUGCAACAAUCGAUUCGAGACAAUUUCGCAAAAAGACUGAAAGUGAUUAUUCCUCAAGGAGUGGCUCUGAGCGUCCUGCGAGGAGCAGUUCUGUUUGGACUGAAUCCAACAACUGUGUCUGUGAGGCAGGCGAGGCACACAUAUGGAAUUGGCGUUCUGAGAAAGUUCAUAGAUGGGGUGCAUCCAGUCGAGAAACUAGUGGUAAAGGAUGGACAAGAGUGGUGUGUGGACGUUUUGGAUCCCCUAGUGGAGGCCAACCAGACGCUCCGUGUGGGGGAGAUGGUGAUGCGGCGAUACACGCCUGCCAACUGCAAGCAAUCUCAAAUCGUUCUCAACAUUUACUGCGCGCAGUCAGCCUCUGCAAAGUAUGUUACAGAUCACGGAGUGCGCAGAAUCGGGACUCUGAAGUUGGACCUUCGCCAAACGAAAACUUCCUCGAAACAGCCGCGCGAAAUUAUCGCACGACUGACUUUCGGAGGCACCGAAGUGACGGCAAGCGCCUACGACACCGCUUCCAAACAAUAUGUCGACACUGAUCUCUCUUUUCUCACUUAAGGGGUGUUUACACAUUAGUCAAGUUUACUUGAAUUCAAGUUUUGUAUAAAAUGAAUGUACUAUGCAAACCUGAAGUCAAGAAGAAUCAAGUCAAGAAGUCAAGAACAGAAACUUGAAUCGGGUCGAUGUCAAACGAGGACACUGACAGUAGAGGACUCUUCCAAAAGUCAAGUCAAGUCAAGAAGUCAAGAACAGAAACUUGUAUCGGGUCGAUGUCAAACGAGGACACUGACAGUAGAGGACUCUUCUAAAAGCACAGAAGCGACAGUGAAGGACUCCGACAGUUGAGGACUGUGACCGUAGAGGACUGAAAAUCCGUCCUCAAAUGUCGCAGACCUCGACUGUCGUGUCCCCCUUGAAUCCACUAUACCAAUGUAGACCAUUAUUAAAGUUGAUUAAAGUAUAGGUGUUGAACUCAAACUUGAAUUCAAGUAAACUUGACCAAUGUAAACCCUACUUAAAUGUAAAAUUAAUCAGCUUUGUUUUUAAUCUGAGAGGAAUAAUUUGUUUUCCCUCAGUGAUUGCCAUACUUAGUUAUAAAAUAAUAAUAAAUAGUCUAUAUGUUUUAUUUUGA